UCAGUGACUUUGCUGGGCAGGGUUAGUCUUAUCUGGGUGUACUUCACCUUACUAACAUUUUUACUUUCGAUUCGAGUUGUUGCGCACUUUUUGUCAUCGUUUUUAUACGAAGAGAAAGCACCUUCUUCUGCCAGAGACCGUCUUAAAACAAAGAAUCAUGAAGGAGUUAUUCUUCCUGGUCGUUGUUCUCUACGCGUCUUAUGCUGUAAUGGCUAAAGAAGUAUCACCAAAGGUGCAGAUCUACAGUCGCAACCCUGGGCUGUACGGGAAGCCAAACGUCCUCAUCUGCCACGUCAGCGGCUUCCACCCACCAGAGAUCAGAAUUGAUUUGCUGAAGAACGGACAGGAAAUAGCUGAUGCCAAGCAGACUGACCUGGCCUUUGAGGAGAACUGGCACUACCACCUCACCAAGCACGCGAGUUUCACUCCAAAGGAAGGAGAGCACUACGCAUGCAGAGUGACACAUGUGGGAAAGACAACAAUCCACGAAUGGGAUGCAGAUGUGUAAGAUGAACGCACUGUGUUGCUCCAGGUGUCUUCUGCUUGUAAAGGAUGAAGUUUGGAGUUUGCAAACAAUGUUGAAUUUGUGAAUUUUGGCUCUCGCAGAAAGUAAACAAGAACACAAAUUGGAACUUAAAAGUGUUUUUGAGCUCUCUGAAUAGAGUAAGGUAAAAUGACACCUAAGCUUAAAAGGGGAAUAACUUUUGAACUUUUUGUUUUCCUUAUCUUGCCUCUUGAUCUGGUUAUUGUCAACUUAUCUUACUUUGAGUCAGCAUGGGGGACAUUUAAACUUCAAGUUAGACUAAAUCUAAAAAAUACUAAACAAUCAAAAUAAGCAUAUUUACAAUUUAUUUUGUCAUUUACUAUAUUAAUCACAUGCAAUCUCCUUUCUGAUGGUGUGAGGUUAGAGUAGGCUAAAUCUGCAUUUUAUCUUAACUGUCACAUGUUUUAUAUGUAAAGCUUCAAGGGUGAUUUAAAAAAAAGUUUGAUGCAAUAACUUUGAAAUGAUGUAAAAGUGCCUAUUUCACUGGAUUUUUGUAAAUAUGAUUUAAACAUAAAAUAAAAAUUGGCUAAGAUGUUCUA
Messenger RNA from Poecilia latipinna (sailfin molly), 1083 nucleotides. Its product is annotated as beta-2-microglobulin-like. The transcript is spliced from 4 exons. NCBI's taxonomy places the organism in Eukaryota, Metazoa, Chordata, Actinopteri, Cyprinodontiformes, Poeciliidae. The record is from RefSeq and is a predicted model, not a curated record. The coding region runs from base 158 to 508 and encodes 116 amino acids.